AUGCGUGUGGCUGAAAAAGGAAACUCGCGCGCCCAGGCCAAGAAGAUCGUCAAGCAGCUGAGCGCGACUUCGCCCGCGCGCAUGACGAUUGAGUCGGGGCAGAACAGCUUCCACUACAUCCACCUCGAGGGCGUCUGCUUUCUCUGCCUCGCGGAGCGGUCGUACCCGAAGCGCCUGGCGUUCAGCUACCUGGACGACCUGCAAAAGGAGUUUCUGGGAAAGUUCCGCGACGAGAUCCCCUCAGCCUCGCGCCCGAGGUUGGUCAGGUAA
Molecule: messenger RNA, 270 nt
Organism: Emiliania huxleyi CCMP1516
Lineage: Eukaryota; Haptophyta; Isochrysidales; Noelaerhabdaceae
Product: vesicle-trafficking protein SEC22b
Exons: 6
Coding region: 1-270 (89 amino acids)
Biological process (GO): retrograde vesicle-mediated transport, Golgi to endoplasmic reticulum; vesicle fusion with Golgi apparatus; endoplasmic reticulum to Golgi vesicle-mediated transport
Cellular component (GO): endoplasmic reticulum membrane; SNARE complex; ER to Golgi transport vesicle membrane
Molecular function (GO): SNAP receptor activity
Source: RefSeq, a predicted model, not a curated record